GAGAAGUUUCCUGUGUGUGUGGAGAGAGGACGCUGGUGCUGGGCUUGUUUUUCGCACAUCGGCUGCUUGUUUUUAUUUUAAAGUUAGCAACAUUGGACACAACACAUUUCAGUGGAGGCGGCGGGAGAGGAGGUGACGGUGACCGGCAGUGAGGUAACUUAAGGAGCUGGAGUCCCACUAAGAAUAGAAGACAGGGCUGCAGAAAGAGACGGGAAAGGCUCCUUGUUCCCUAAUCUAGCCAACUAAAGAUAUAAUUUCUUCUCAAGCUUCUGAAUGGUUCAAGGAAACGAUUUUCAUUUUAUCUAUACAAGUUUUUAUCCAUUACAUAAUGAGUCUCACAGAAGAGAGACCACAUCUGUGUUCUGAGUGUGACAGAAGCUUUACACACAAAUCAAAACUUAUCAUACAUCAGAGGAGUCACACAGGAGAGAAACCUUUUGAAUGUUCUGAAUGUAGCAAGUGUUUUUCCCAGAAGUCAUAUCUUCUCAUACAUCAGAGGAGUCACACAGGAGAGAGACCACAUCUGUGCUCUGAGUGUGACAGAAGCUUUACACAUAAAUCAAAACUUAUCAUACAUCAGAGGAGUCACACAGGAGAGAAACCAUUUGAAUGUUCUGAAUGCAGCAAGUGUUUUUCCCGGAAGUCACUUCUUCUUAUACAUCAGAGGAGUCACACAGAAGAGAAACCAUUUAUUUGUUCUGAAUGCAGCAAGUGUUUCUUCCAGAAGUCACAUCUUGUUAUACAUCAGAGGAGUCACACAGGAGAGAAACCACAUCUGUGCUCUGAGUGUAACAGAAGCUUUACAUAUAAAUCAAAACUUAUCAUACAUCAGAGGAGUCACACAGGAGAGAAACCACAUCUGUGCUCUGAGUGUGACAGUAGCUUUACAUGUAAAUCAUAUCUUCUCACACAUCAGAGGAGUCACACAGGAGAGAAACCUUUUGAAUGUUCUGAAUGCAGCAAGUGUUUUUCCCAGAAGGCACAUCUUGUUACACAUCAGUGGAUUCACACAGGAGAGAAACCUUUUGAAUGUUCUGAAUGCAGCAAGUGUUUUUCCCAUAAGUCGGAGCUUGUUACACAUCAGAGGAGUCACACAGGAGAGAAACCAUUUAAAUGUUCUGAAUGCAGCAAGUGUUUUUCCCAGAAGGCAUAUCUUGUUAUACAUCAGUGGAUUCACACAGGAGAGAAACCUUUUGAAUGUUCUGAAUGCAGCAAGUGUUUUUCCCAUAAGUCAGAGCUUGUUACACAUCAGAGGAGUCACACAGGAGAGAAACCAUUUAAAUGUUCUGAAUGCAGCAAGUGUUUUUCCCAGAAGUCAUAUCUUGUUAUACAUCAGAGGAUUCACACAGGAGAGAAACCAUUUACAUGUUCUAAAUGCAGCAAGUGUUUUUCCCGGAAGUCAAUUCUUAUUGAACAUCGGAGGAGUCACACGGGAGAGAAACCAUUUAUAUGUUCUGAGUGCAGCAAAUGUUUUUCCCAUAAGGCAUCUCUUGUUAUACAUCAGGGGAGUCACACAGGAGAGAAACCAUUUAUAUGUUCUGAGUGCAGCAAAUGUUUUUCCCAUAAGGCAUCUCUUGUUAUACAUCAGGGGAGUCACACAGGAGAGAAACCUUUUGAAUGUUCUGAAUGUAGCAAGUGUUUUUCCCGGAAGUCAUAUCUUGCUCUACAUCAGAGGAGUCACACAGGAGAGAAACCAUUUACAUGUUCUGAAUGCAGCAAGUGUUUUUCCCGGAAGUCAUAUCUUGUUAUACACCAGUGGCGUCACACAGGAGAGAAACCAUUUACAUGUUCUGAAUGUAGCAAGUGUUUUACUAAAAAGAAAACACUCAGUAAUCACAUGCAGAGUCACUCUGAGGGCCUGAAUGCAGCUUGUGUAUCAUAAGUAAUGUAACUUAUCACAACUGUAUGAAUUCAAUGGAACCAAUAUUUAUUUUCUGAAUGUGACAAGUGUUUUAUAUAAAUGACUCUUGAUAAAGACAGGAGAGGUCAGACAAAAAAAAAAAAAAAAGGGGCAGACUAGAUGGGCCAAGUGGUUCUUAUCUGCCGACAAAUUCUAUGUUUCUAUAAGUGGACCUGGAGGUACUUUUUCUCUUGGGAAGGUCUCUGUGUAAGGAACUAGAGCUGCAGUAUAACAAUAGCCAAUGACCGUGGGACUGCCAUUACUGAGCUCUGUAAUAUACAGCUGUUCUGCUCAUGCAGGUGCUGGGACUAGUAGAGAGUUCCAACAGCUCCUCCCAGUACUGGGAUUCCUUCUCUGACCAGCAGGGCUAUGAGUACUGGGUAUUUCUACAGGAACAAUGUAUGCUGCUUUGUUUCACCAUAUGGGUUAUUGUACAGGGUGUUAUUUUUAACCACUUUUUAGAUGCCAUUUUGUCCAUGUUUAACUCCAUUUUGUAUAUGUAUGACCUCAUUGCUUUAAAUACUGUACAUUUUAUUAGGAUUAGUGCUUUGCAGACAUAUAGGCAGCAGUUAGAAAUAUAGUCUCACGUUAAGUUACAAGUUUUCUUUCACCUUUGACAUAGUGUGAAAGACAUAGUGAGUGGGAAGUGUAUACAGCUUUUAGGAUGGCUGAUUAUAAUAAAUAUAUGUUCCUGUUAUCAGUAUCUCAGAUGGAAACUGUCUAGUAAGAUGUUUGGGGUAUUGUGUACAUAAGUAGGGGAAAGGGAACAGUUGUCUAGAAUAACAUAUAUUAUGUUAUCCUGAAUGACUACUGCACCCAGCGUUACAGACCCUGAAUGUAAUAUCUGGUAAGACAAUGUUAGCGUAUCCUUGCAGGGUUAUAAAGCCUAGAGACUUACACAUAGCAAGUAGUUCUGAUGGAAGCUAGGUCUGGCUGCAGCGGACCUAGACUUCUACAAACCCCCUCCAGCUUGUAACUUGCGACAAAGUUAUAAGGCGUUACCCUAGAGAAUGACUGAACUACAUUAUUUAAACUACUUAAUCGAUGACCAUCAUCUGGGACAGAUCUUAUAACAUCUGGGAUAAGAGCUGAGUGUUCUAAUUUGUUCUUGUUAUUAUUGUAACUUUGAUAAAUGAUUAUCCUUUUUACUA
Messenger RNA from Pseudophryne corroboree (corroboree frog), 3051 nucleotides. RefSeq names its product zinc finger protein 84-like. The transcript is spliced from 2 exons. Bases 329 to 1882 code for a protein of 517 amino acids. The record is from RefSeq and is a predicted model, not a curated record. Lineage: Eukaryota; Metazoa; Chordata; Amphibia; Anura; Myobatrachidae.